Messenger RNA from Synchytrium microbalum, 1146 nucleotides. RefSeq lists its product as uncharacterized. Gene Ontology annotation, molecular function: DNA replication origin binding; single-stranded DNA binding. The record is from RefSeq and is a predicted model, not a curated record. Gene Ontology annotation, cellular component: replication fork protection complex; nucleus. NCBI's taxonomy places the organism in Eukaryota, Fungi, Chytridiomycota, Chytridiomycetes, Synchytriales, Synchytriaceae. Bases 1 to 1146 code for a protein of 381 amino acids. The transcript is spliced from 8 exons. Gene Ontology annotation, biological process: DNA replication initiation; DNA replication.
AUGUUUAGAAAGACAUUAUCAGAUAACAAAGAUGACGGAUCUAGAGCUGACUCCAUAAAAGUCGAUCUAAAGAGAAAAGCACCUCCGGAUCUGAAUAAUAAUGAAUCUGAGAACACCCUCAUCAAGGAACACUACUCUGGACUGCGCCUAAAGAAUCAACUAGUAACACCUUCCCAACUCGCAUCUCACAUGAACUCUCGCCGAUACAUUCAACUUGCGAAAAUCAAAUCAAGCAUUGACAAACACGAAGGCGAUAUCAUCGGAGAUUGGGUCACUAUAGCCCUAAUAGCUGAGAAAUCAUCGCCGCGAACAGCCUCAAAUGGGAAAAAGUACUGUGUCAUGAAGAUGACGGAUUUGACGCCAUUCGAUGCUAGUCGCUUGGGUACAAUCACUGUCUUCUUGUUUGAAAAGUCAUUUGAACGACACUGGAAGGAAGUUGUUGGAUCUGUUGUUGCUUUGCUGAAUCCUAAACUUGUGCCGCCUAAUGAUACGAAUCAUAGCUACGCUUUAGAGAUAGACCAUCCCGACAAGUUUCUCAAGAUUGGAAUGUCAAUGGACUUUGCAUUGUGUAGGCAUGAGACCUGUAAAGGUAUCAUCAACAAGGAGGCUGGCGAAUACUGUGAAUUUCAUGCUAUAAAGGCUUACAAGAAGUCAAAGCUACAUAGAGCCGAGUUUGCUGCCGCAACUAGCAACUUUAUUAUUGGAGACCCAACUCAAAAAGCCAAAAAGAAAGCAAGCAAAGAAGCAUCAUAUGCCUUCCAAAACACGACAGUCUUUGUUGGAGCCAAGAUUGAAGAUGAAUCCGAGAGACUGGAUUCUGGAAUGGCUAAAUUCAAGGCCAAAUAUGCUUCAUCUAAUGGUGAAGAGUCCAAGGAAGCAUUAGAUCAUUUGAUGGCACAGCCAACCGCUGGAGCUAAACAUCUAAGAAUUGCAAGGAAUGAAACAGCUCGAGUGAAACGGCCACAAAAUCUAUUCACUCCUGAACAGCUUCAGAAGAUGGGGUAUCUACCUACUGGAUCAAGGCAGAAACAGGACAAGAAGAAUCUUGUUGAGAAGGGUGAUGAUGCGGCAGAAGAGAAGGUGGAGGGGCAAGUGGAGGGGCAAGUUGAUUAUAUUGAGUUGACUGAUGAGGACUCUGAUGGGUGA